AUGUAAAAGUAAACAAUAAUUUAUAUUUAUUAAGAGAUGAUGUGGAAUUUACCUUAAAGUGCUUUUGUUUCAAGUACCUUUACUAAAACUUAUUUAUUCUUCUUUUUACACUAUUUCAGUAUAAGAGUGCCCCCAUGGCUUUACCACUUUUAUUAACUAUACUAAAUGAAAUAGUAUAAUUGUUAAAAUUUACUGAAGGGAAAACUUAGAAGAAAUUUGAUCACCUUAUUCACAUCUUACUCUAAGUAAAGAUCUUCUAUUUUUAGAUUUAUCUCAUAAUCAUUUAUUAUCUAGAUCUAAACUAUUACAUCUACUGUAAUAUAUUUUUGAUUCUAUCCUUCAUUUUAAAUAUAAGUCAUAGUAAAAGUUCAGAAUAUUAAUUUGAACAUUCAACCAUGAUUAGAUUGGUAAUUUACUAAACCUUAUACAAUAUUAGACAAUAAUAUUCUAUCGUUUUUGUUUAAUAAUUUCUGUGUUAUGUAUAACUUUGAAAUUGAAUUCUUAUGUGAAUUGGUCUUGGACACAAGCUUUUUGGUGGUAUUGGAUGUUCCUAAGUGGUUUAGUUGGAACAACAAUCACGAUUUUAUUGAUAUUAAUUUCCAAAAUUAUCAGCAUUUAUAAUCGAUAAUAAAUUCUGAAUUAUAAAAGUGAAAGUAUUGUGUAAUUUUAACAUAAGUUAAAACUCUAAUAUGGAUUUUAUAUAUCAGUACAGUAAGUAGUUUAAUUGCUGGAGUUUGGAUUAUCAAUACCUUAAAUAUUUUAGGAGUUGAUUUAGAUGUAGAAUUUGGAGAUUAUAUUAUGUACAUUUUAAUAUCCUUUAAUGUUUUAAUCUUUAGUGUAAUUUCUAAAUAUUUGUUCAUUGAUAUUGUAUAAUUUGUUUUGUCUCUAAAUUAAAUAGAAUCUCCAGAAUCAUCUCCUAACUCUCCAUGUUAAAAUAAAAAUCAAAAAAUUAAAAAAGAACCAACAAAAGCUUAAAUAUUCUUGUAGAAAUUUUCAUCAGCCUAUUUUAGGGAAAUUAAGGAUCCUGAAAUAGUAAAAUUAAAAUUUACAAACCAUAAUGAAAUUGACACUGAACGAAAUACUAAUAAUAGAAAUGUCUAGAAAUCUUAAGAUGCUCAAUAAUAAUCUAAUAGCAAAUGUAUAAUUUGUUGUGAGAAACCUUCAAAUGCAGUUUUGAUGAAUUGUGGUCAUGGAGGAAUAUGUUACUAAUGUGCAAUUUAAAUGGCUUAGAAAAGUAAAGAAUGUUUUUUGUGCAGAUAAAACAUUUAAGAAAUUUAUGAAAUUGCAGAAAAAGAUGCAAGCAUGCUGAAAAGAGUAAUCUCAAAAACUAAAAUAUAUGUUUGA
This is a messenger RNA of Paramecium sonneborni, 1344 nucleotides long. The record is from the annotation of a GenBank genome assembly. Lineage: Eukaryota; Ciliophora; Oligohymenophorea; Peniculida; Parameciidae.